CUGGGGGUGAUAACCCAGAGGAGGAGGGCUCAAGCCAAAGUGCCUCUGUGGCGUCUGCGUCUGUAGAACUGCCCCGGAAGAGGAAGGGAGAUGUGGAUCUGAGAUCUGAGCCACGAGACAGUGAUGACUUCCUUAUGGAUGAGGAGCUCAGCAGAUCGGAGGGAGAAGACCAGCAAGUGAAGAUGAAAUGUUUCAGGGAGCCUCACCGUCAGAUUGAGAAGCGGCGGAGGGAUAAAAUGAACAACCUGAUUGAUGAACUGUCGGCCAUGAUCCCCUCGUGUCAGCCCCAGCCCAGAAAACUAGACAAACUCACUGUGCUCAGAAAGGCUGUGCAGCACCUUAAAGCACUCAGAGCUGGAUCGAGCAGCGCCUUCUCAGAGAGCACCACAAAGCCUUCCAUCCUGCCUCAUGAAGACCUCAGACACCUCCUGCUCAGGGCUGCAGAUGGGUUUUUGUUGGUGGUGACGUGUGAUCGAGCUAAAAUCCUCUUCAUCUCAGAGUCUGUCUCUCAAGUCCUCAACUUCAGCCGGUUGGAGUUUAUGGGGCAGAGUCUGUUCGACUUCAUCCACCACAAAGACAUCCAUAAAGUGAAGGAGCAGUUGGCCUCCCCCGACUCCUUCCCUCGCCAAAGCCUCGUAGAUGCUGCAACCCCCGUCCCGCCUCAGCCAGAAGCUCGUCCUAGUGCGUCUCACAUGUCCACGGGCGCGCGCAGGUCCUUCUUUUGCCGCAUGAAGCACAGCCGUAUCAAACAGGACGACAAAGGCCUGCCCACCAGCUCCAAGAAGAAAGACUCAUACAAAUACUGCACCCUGCACUGCACCGGGUAUAUGGGCAGCUGGCCGAGCUCAGACCUGGACUCGGAACCGGAUUUGGAGCCUUCCCCUCUCUGCUGUUUAGUGACUGUCUGUAGACUUCACCCACACAGCUCCAGUCAGACCACCAAAGACCAGGUCAACACCAAACCCACCAAGUUCAUCACGCGCUGCUCCAUUGACGGAAAAUUCAUCUUCGUUGACCAACAAGCUACCACCAUCACUGGGUAUCUGCCUCAAGAAGUCCUGGGUACUUCCUGUUAUGAAUAUUUCCAUCAUGAUGACUUGCAUCACCUUGCAGAGAAACACAGAGAGGUGCUCCGAAGCAAAGAGAAGAUUGAAACACAAUGUUACAAGUUCAAGACAAAAUAUGGCUCCUAUGUGAACCUCCAAAGUCAGUGGUUUAGUUUCACAAAUCCUUGGACCAAAGAAAUAGAGUUUAUAGUUUCUUUAAAUAGAGUUGUCACGAGGGGGAGCAAAGGCAGUACAGACGAAGAGGAGGCAGGCAGCUCUAAAGCACCUCCAGAAGUGUCUAAGGAAUUACCCAUAAUUCCUGGCCUGUCAUCUGGAGUGGGAACCAUGAUUUACGCCGGCAGCGGGACACAAAUCGCCAAUGAGCUCACAGACUCUUAUAGCAGAAUAAACUCUUCUCCGUCGAGUGGAGCUUCCAGUCCGUUUGGUCUAAUUCAAGAAAAACUUGUGCUUGCCUCUCCUCACACCAGCAAGAGUGGGUCGAGUCGAGAAGAGGCAGGAGGCAGCUCUGAGUCUAAAGCUACAGCAGGAACCAGCAGUGGGUCGUCGGAGAGCACAGGUGAAUCGUCAUUGGACCUGGACAACGUGGUGGUCCCAGGUCUGAGCUCUUUCAGCAGCGAUGAGGCAGCGAUGGCAGUCAUCAUGAGUCUGCUUGAGACAGACGCAAACAUGGGACAGAGCGGAGAGUUUGAGGAUCUACACUGGCCUUUUUAAAACUUCUGCUCCUCCCUCCGAACUGUGCUAUGAACUAAAGCCACAAGGGGGAGCCAUAAAAGACAAUAGAAUAUGUGACUCUUUUUUUUUUUCUUUUUUUUUCUUUUUUUUUUUUUUAUUAAAGAGACAAAAUUGCUCUCAGAAGUGUCUUCCUUGGGAAACCUUUGCCCAAACUGUCCCCAGGCCCAGACACUGACAAACUCUGAAAAUGAGUGACCAGAAGAGAGGAGAGGAAGUGCUUUGUGCAUCGCUGCUAAGAGGAAUUCAAUAUACGAAAGCUUUCAUACUAUGUGAACUUUUUAAUAAGAUGUCUAUAGGUAGUCUUUGGAAUUUAAGUGAUUUUAAAGGUGCACUGUGUAACUUUUCUGGUGAAGGCCUGCUUGUUUUCUUGGAGAUGUUACUGCUUUGCCAAGAUUAUUUCACAGUAUUGAAAUAAACUUGGUUAUCACAAUGGAGACAAUUUAAUGGUCAGAUCUAUGGAGAAGCAAGCUUGCACAUAGUAAGAAUGAAUGUUUUUCAAGGUAUUUUGAGCUAUAAAACACAUGCAAUUGAAGAAAUGUAAGGCAGAUAUGUUUAAUGUCAUACUGUGGAACAUUCCAUGCAAACAAAUAACAUCUCCAUGGAGACAAGUAAGUAGUGGACCCUCCACCUUAUAAGUUACAUAGUGCACCUUUUAACUAAUUCCAUUUGCAAACUGAGUCAUGCAUAGUAACAUUUUGAAACCAGUCCCAGAUUUAAAAUAUUUAAAUUACUUAUAAAGCUAACAAUGUUCACCAAGCUACUGACAGUUUUAGCACAUAGCUGUGAAAAAGCCAACAAACCUACCACCAAAACUUGAAUUUGAGAUUGAUUUGUAGAAAUAACUUGAAUAUUUAAUUUCAGAUGAGAAGAUUGUCACAUUUCAGAUUAAUUUUGGCCAAACUGUGUGACUUCUGGUCUCUUAUUUUAUUAUUAUUAUUUUUUUUAUUUUUUUUUAUUUGCACAUACAGUAUUUCAGACAAGUUGUUUUUUGUGUUCAAGUGACAUAGGAAGGACUGCAAUAAUAAUGAUGAGUCAAGGUUCCAUUCUGUACUCAUUAGAAAUAUCACUGUGUUUUUAAUUCAGUGAUUUUCACACAAAAUACCUCAUCAAACAUUUGGCUUUGCACAUUUUAAGGCUACAUUCUCACUUGCACACACUACAUUAAAACUGUGACUAAACCAGGACUAUAACAGUACCAAACAAACUCUCUCUCAGAACUAAAUUGGGCUCAAACCAUACAUAAACUUUAUGUGUGAAUGUAUCCUAAAUUAAUCUUCACACAUGCUACCUGGUGUAACACAAGUGGUAAACAGGGUUGACCCAGGUCUCAACAAGGUCUAAACAAGGUCUAAACCAGCAAAUAGUAGUAAUUAACAAUGACAUAACUAAUACUGGGACUUCUGUUUGCUAUGAACUUUGUAAACAAACAAUGCUGGAUCAAACUUGGUUAAAUUUUAUCUGUAUUAACAUAUAUAAUCAUACCAGAGCUUGAGGGCCACUGCAGUAGCUUUUUAAAUGUAAUUUUCACUGACAUCUUCAAACCAGAAUCUCUAUUGGAGAGUAGUGGAAUUACAUCAAUUGAGGUCUUUUCCCAAAUGUACUGUAUUUUUAGCUGAAUGUCUAACACGUGGAUUGUAUUACAUCAGUGUGAACUAUUGACCUAUUGUUGAUUCAUAAUGUGACAUAUAGUUGCCUUGGACCUGCGUUUUUCUACUUUUUAUCAAACAGAUGUGGCUUUAAAAGCAAUGCUGAUGUGGAUUAUAGGUGCCGUUUAAAAUGGACACUGAAACAAACAUAAUGUAUUUAUGUGUAAGUGGAUCUGCUGUGGAGGAACAAGUAUUUCUGGAAGUAAAGAAGCGAAGAAAGAGA
Molecule: messenger RNA, 3668 nt
Organism: Boleophthalmus pectinirostris (great blue-spotted mudskipper)
Lineage: Eukaryota; Metazoa; Chordata; Actinopteri; Gobiiformes; Gobiidae
Product: basic helix-loop-helix ARNT-like protein 1
Exons: 16
Coding region: 135-1778 (547 amino acids)
Biological process (GO): regulation of transcription by RNA polymerase II
Cellular component (GO): transcription regulator complex; cytoplasm; nucleus
Molecular function (GO): protein dimerization activity; DNA-binding transcription factor activity, RNA polymerase II-specific; RNA polymerase II cis-regulatory region sequence-specific DNA binding
Source: RefSeq, a predicted model, not a curated record